AUGUCACAGGGAGACGUGACGGGCGCCCAGUCCAUCUCUGAACAGGAGCAGGUCAGGGCCUCCGAGGCUGAUAAGAAGCCCAAGUCCCGACGACCCGCCAGUGCGUCCCCCUACAAAAUCUCUCCAGGCCUCUUUUUCCCCGCUAACUUGCCAUUAAUGCUCAGAUACCGCUUUCCGUCAGCAGCGCCUGAAAGCCUGGCAAUGCCUCAUUCCCCCCUCUUCCCGCCUUUUGCGCCUAAAAUAACCAACACCUCCAAUAGACCAAUUUUGACCCCUAAAAGUGUUCUCCCUCUCUUCUUUAUUGUGGGAAUCAUCUUUGCCCCUCUAGGUGGUGUCCUUAUCUGGGCAAGCUCGUUGGUCCAAGAAAUUAGCAUCGACUAUAGCGACUGUGUCAUCUCAGCCCCAACUGACUCGGAGGAAUAUAUUGCCGACAAAGUUUCCACAACAUUCAAAGCACAGUCGAGCCAAACCCCUUCAUGGAAGAAAACGUGGAAUGCGACAGCGAACACAUAUGUUUGCCAUCUCUACUUCGAAAUCCCGGAAUCAAUGGGACCUCCCGUCUUCAUGUACUACCGUCUUACGAAUUUCUACCAAAACCACCGUCGAUACGUGCAGUCUAUGGAUAUGGACCAAUUGAAGGGUAUCGCAGUUCCAAGCCACACGAUUCACACCGGCAACUGUGACCCCCUUACCACUGAUCCUGUUUCCAAGAAGCCGUACUAUCCCUGUGGCCUGGUCGCAAACUCCCGGUUCAAUGACUCUAUCCAAAGCCCUAUCCUUCUAGCUAACGAACCGACUACCUAUCAAAUGACCAAGAAAGGAAUUGCAUGGGAGAGUGACAAGGCGUUGAUCAAGAAGACCAAUUACCUGGCAUCGGAUGUCAUUCCUCCUCCAAAUUGGUCGAGCUAUAACGGCUCGUACACUAAUGAGACUAUACCGAAUCUUACCGAUGAUGAGGAUUUCAUGGUUUGGAUGAGAACCGCUGGUCUGCCAUUCUUCAGCAAGCUCGCUCUCAGGAAUGAUGAUUCUUCCAUGCAGAAGGGGUCUUACCAAUUGGAUAUCAUUGAUCAAUUCAAUGUUACCGAGUACGACGGGACAAAGUCCAUUUUGCUCUCCACCCGGACAGUGCUUGGUGGAAAAAAUCCAUUCAUGGGAAUCGCGUACGUGGUUGUCGGUGGAGUAUGUGUGCUAUUGGGAGCUCUGUUCACCGUCGCUCAUCUAGUCCGGCCGAGAAAAUUGGGUGACCACACUUAUCUGACCUGGGAUUCCACUAACCAACCUAGUACGGCUAUGGCUACAGGGCGGGAUGACAGAAUGCGAUCCAGUGCCUAG
This is a messenger RNA of Penicillium taxi, 1332 nucleotides long. Its product is annotated as CDC50/LEM3 family protein. Gene Ontology annotation, cellular component: Golgi apparatus; endoplasmic reticulum; plasma membrane. Lineage: Eukaryota; Fungi; Ascomycota; Eurotiomycetes; Eurotiales; Aspergillaceae. The transcript has 5 exons. Bases 1 to 1332 code for a protein of 443 amino acids. The record is from RefSeq and is a predicted model, not a curated record.